This is a messenger RNA of Frankliniella occidentalis (western flower thrips), 717 nucleotides long. Its product is annotated as RNA 3'-terminal phosphate cyclase-like protein. Gene Ontology annotation, cellular component: nucleolus. Gene Ontology annotation, biological process: ribosome biogenesis; endonucleolytic cleavage of tricistronic rRNA transcript (SSU-rRNA, 5.8S rRNA, LSU-rRNA). Lineage: Eukaryota; Metazoa; Arthropoda; Insecta; Thysanoptera; Thripidae. The record is from RefSeq and is a predicted model, not a curated record. The transcript is spliced from 4 exons. Gene Ontology annotation, molecular function: RNA endonuclease activity. The annotation marks the transcript as partial.
GCAGCCUCAUUUUGUUGUUGAUGUUGUUGUUGUGUUUAUAACCUAUUGCAAACCAUGGCUCCUCGUCGAGAAGAUAUUUUGGAAUACGAUGGUUGCAACUUUCUGCGUCAAAGACUUCUGUUGUCUACUUUAAGCGGAAAGCCAGUAAGAGUAAAGGGAAUUCGAAGCGAUGACAACGAGCCAGGAUUAAGAGAAUUUGAAGUCAACUUGAUCCGGCUACUUGACAAACUAACCAAUGGAUCAACAAUUGAAGUUAACGAGACUGGUACUUCGCUGUAUUACCAGCCAGGAUUGUUGAUAGGGGGAACACUAGAACAUGAAUGCUGUAAGCAACGAGGAAUUGGAUAUUAUCUUGAAGUUCUUUUGGGACUUGGUCCUUUCUGUAAAAAGCCACUAAGUAUUAUCCUGCGCGGUGUGACAAAUAAUGAGACCGAUCCAUCCGUGGACUCAGUGAAAUUAUCAGCAAUGCCCACUCUGAAGAAGUUUCUAAUUGUUGAUGAUGGUAUGGAAUUUAAAAUAAAUAAGCGAGGUAUGGCUCCAGAAGGUGGUGGCGAAGUUUUCUUUCGUUGUCCUAACCUUAAACAACUCAGGCCACUGGUGUUUCUAAAUCCUGGAAAAAUAAAAAGGAUACGAGGAACAGCCUAUGCUGCCAGGGUUUCACCAGCAAUUGCUAAUCGUAUAAUUGAUGCUGCAAAGGGAGUUCUUCUCAAGUUUCUC